CCACUGUGUCUGAAGCCGCCAGAGAGAAGAUGAUCUUCGGCGGUGACCAGAAAGAGGCCGACUUGUACUUGCGUGCCAUCGAUGAAAUCCAGCGGUCAAUGGAGUCGCCCACGCUCUCCGAUGACCAGAGCAAGGCCAACUACUCGAUCCAGAUUGCCAAAUCAAAGCUUUUGCUUCUCGAAUUGGUGAUUUAUUAUGGUAGAGGAGACGCGAAUCUCCCCACUCUUGAUAGUCUAUUCGAGUAUGUUGAUGAAGCAGGACUGGAUAAUCUUGACGGGGACGAUGAGCCUACACCGCAAAGCAACGGCGUCGACGUGGAGGCAGGUGAGCCCGAGACCUAUCGAGGUCCGGACAAAGGUAAAAAAAUAUAAAUCAGAUUUAUUUGUUUAUCAUUUUGACAAAGACACAAAAGAUGGCAAAGUUUAUGGAACUUGUAAACAUUGCGGGACCGUCAUAAAAAUGGGAGUUUCCGGCGGUUAUGGCGGUCCGGAAAAACACCUAAGGUCGAGGCAUCCCGUGGAGUACGCCAAAUACGAGGCCAAAAAAAAGGGACGACAAGAAGUGCAAACCCAAAUGGGGGGCUCGUCUUAUUUCGAGAUCCUAGAAGAUGUUCUGUAAGUCUAAGGGUAAAAAAAGCAUAAGUUUUGCCAGAGAUAUCAACAUUAGAUGGAAUAGUACUUACAAAUUGAUUGCACAGAUCCUAAGAUAUAAAGAAGAACUUGCUGAAUUUUUUAGGGAUGAACUUCGUAUAAUCAUUAAUCCUUUUGAAUUUGUUAUUGUUGAAAAAUUGAAUGCCGUAUUAGAAGUUUUUAAUAACGCAACUCUUACUUUUUCCCAUGUUUACCAACCAACUACAAAUACAUUUUUUAAAGAGUGCAUUACAAUUGCAACAUGUUUUCGUGAAAGUAUGGCUGAUCCAGAUUUGUACCCUUAUGUCUCUCAUAUGAGAGAUAAAUGGUGUACUUAUUAUUUGUACAUUCCUGAUAUUUAUAAAAUAGGUAUUAUUUGUGAUCCACGAUUUAAGAUUGAAAAUUUUAAAAUUCUAAUUGAGUAUUACUACAGUUGUUUUUUUAGAUAAAAAUAGUUAUUACUACAACUAUUUAGUAGAAUGGAAAAAUGAAAGAGAUAAUGCUAUAACUCUUUUUGAGGAUUUGUUUAAGGAAUAUCAAGGGUUAUNAGUUCAAGUGGUACAACAGUAAGCUCGCACAACGAACUUGCUAUGUACCAGGGUGUGCCAUGCGAUUACGAUGACGACGAUGUCGAUUUUGACGUGCUCGGAUGGUGGAAGCGGAACGAACACAUGUUCCCAUGUCUCGGCAUGCUAGCAAGACAAGU
Cuscuta campestris is the source of this 1335-nucleotide messenger RNA. NCBI's taxonomy places the organism in Eukaryota, Viridiplantae, Streptophyta, Magnoliopsida, Solanales, Convolvulaceae. The record is from the annotation of a GenBank genome assembly.